AUGUUGAGGUUUGUAACAUCAUCUUCCCCCAAAUUCUUCGCCACAAACUCUCUUCGGACCAUUUCACCCUUCGCUUCUCGCUUCUCAGUUCGUUCCAUGGCUGACUCCGCCCCUUUCAACAAAAUCCAGAUUCAAAGGGAUGACAACACUACAUUUGAUGCGUAUGUCAUUGGCAAACACGAUGCUCCUGGAAUUGUUGUGCUCCAAGAGUGGUGGGGUGUGGAUUUUGAAAUUAAAAACCAUGCUGCGUUGAUUUCUCAACUUAGUCUUGGAUUUAAAGCUCUUAUCCCAGAUCUGUACAGAGGAAAGGUUGGUCUAGAUGUUGCAGAAGCACAGCAUUUGUUUGAGGGUCUUGAUUGGCCAGGUGCCGUGAAGGAUAUCCAUGCUUCAGUUGAUUGGCUUAAAGCAAAUGGUUCAAAGAAGGUUGGUGUCACUGGAUUUUGCAUGGGGGGCGCUCUCGCAAUUGCAAGCUCUGUGCUGGUUCCACAUGUUGAUGCUGUUGUGGCGUUCUAUGGAGUUCCUUCUUCUGAACUUGCAGACCCUGCUAAGGCCAAAGCUCCUGUUCAGGCUCACUUUGGAGAGCUGGACAAUUUUGUUGGCUUUUCAGAUGUUACGGCUGCAAAGGCUUUGGAGGAGAAGUUAAAGGCAUCCGGAGUUCCAAACGAGGUACACAUAUACCCUGGCAACACUCAUGCAUUCAUGAACAGGUCUCCAGAAGGAAUAACUAGGAGGAAGAACAUGGGAUUGCCCGACGAAGACGAAGCUUCAGUUCAGCUGGCUUGGUCUCGCUUCCAAUCGUGGAUGACACAGUACUUGUCCAGCUAG
Messenger RNA from Lathyrus sativus (Indian pea), 825 nucleotides. The record is from the annotation of a GenBank genome assembly. Lineage: Eukaryota; Viridiplantae; Streptophyta; Magnoliopsida; Fabales; Fabaceae.